GAGUUCAUUACAUUUUACUUUCGUUUAAUAUUGAUUUCUUAUUUUUUUACAGUGCUUUUGAGCAAUUAUGGAGACAAAGCUCUUACGGCAAAGCCAAGGCGGCGAGGGGAAUUCUCGUUCGAAGUCUUCAUCAGGAAACUGGGUACGGUUUGUCAAGAUUAUAUUUCCUUCAGAAGACUCCACCCUGAAAAUUCCGGAAGAGUAUGUGAGAAAAUGUGGAAAGAAAAUGCCGAAGGUGGGAUCUUUUGAGGUUCCAACAGGGGAAGUUUGGGAAAUCGAGCUGGUUCAUUCCCAAGGUCAAGUUUGUCUAGCCAAGGGAUGGAAAGAGUUCACUCGGAAAUACUCAAUAAGAGAGGGCCACUUUCUGGUAUUCAGAUAUGAUGGAGAAUCCCAUUUUCAUGUCAUCAUAUUCGACAAGAGUGCUACUGAAAUAGAAUAUCCACAAUUCAAAACUCAUGAUGAUGAUGGUGACGCUGCCAGAUUCAAAGCCGCCUGCAAUUCCGAGUCUGACUCUGAUGAUGAUGAGAUUUUCCAGGAAGAAAUGGAAACAGAAUGCGGACUAAACAAGAGAAAGAGGAAAGAAGGGUUUGGAUCCGAAGUUGGUGACGUCAACAGAUUGAAUUACAGUGUGAAUGUGGAAGAGUCACUCCACCAUGUACAUGAGAGCUCACCUUCUCUGAAUCCUAAAAACCUGAGUGUUGAAGCAUACAAGAAGUAUAAAUGGAGAUCGGUUAGGAAGGUAACCAAUGCCAUUGAAAGAGCAAAAUCUUUUCGGUCAAAGAAUCCAUUUUACAUUUCCGUCAUGUACCGGUCUUAUAUUUCCUCCCCAUAUACAUUAGUAAGUGCCUUUUUCCAUACGGAUGUCUUGCAAGAUCUUUAGUGCCCAUUUGGUAACUAAAUAAGGGAUUGAAUUUGCUGGAUUGGAUGAAAUUAUGGCAGAAGUGACUGAAUCUGCUACAUUAUAGAAAAAUUAUAGGUAGUAUUUAAAAUAUAAUUUACUAAAAAAUAAAGCCAAAAAUGUAACUCGAACCUUACUCAUUUUGAUUAUUACACAAUAUAACACGCGAAAUAAAAAAUUACGUGUUGGUAAUUGGUAAAAAAGUUGACUGAUAAAGUUAAUAAGUUAAAAAUAAGGAAUUACCAAAUGGGCUGAUCUACUAACGCUUGUUGUUUUUUCAGAGCAUUCCCUUGCAAUUUGUUAAGAACCUCUUUACUUCAAAGCAUAAUGAUUUGCAUACUGAUAUAUUGCUAAUUUCGAGUGGGAGAUCAUGGUCCGCCAAAUGCACCCUAGGUAGGUCAGCUUGUGUCAAGAUCAAUGGAUGGAGGGACUUCGUGUUAGACAACAACCUGAAAAUUGGUGAUGUUUGCAUCUUAGAGGGUUUGAAAGGCGGAAGCCCAUUGAUCUUCAACGUCAUAAUAUUUCGGGCAGAUUAAUGAUGCACAGUCCGGUAAUUAAAAAAAUAUUGGCCUGACUCUUCAGCAAACCGGGCAUACGAGUCAUAUGCAGAGUUCAACAUUUUUUUGAUGUUUUAUUCCACUUUUAGUCCUAGAAGUUUUGUGUCAAUUCAACAUUUAAUUCACGUUUUGUAUUUUGUCCACGUUUGGUAUUUGACUAAUCGUUGUUUGACCAUUUUGAUCCUUCCGUUCAAUUCUCCGACACUUCUCCAUUGAUUUUAAUCAUCAGAAAUAUGAACGGAAGGAUCAUAUAUGGGAAAAAAAUAUUCAUGUAUCACAAGUGUUCAAAAUCAAAGACGUAAACUAAUUGUGAAAUUGAUAUGAUACUCAUAAGAUCAAGAGUGAAAUUUAUUCUUUUUAGGCCACCCCUAACUACGAAGAAUAAAGAGAUGAGAUCUUUUAUAUCACAUCUUUUGUCCCAUAAUAUCUUUUCUUGAAGAUUGACAUAUGUUCUUACCAAUACAUAUAUGUAUAGUGCUUUUAAUUGA
Cuscuta epithymum is the source of this 1943-nucleotide messenger RNA. The record is from the annotation of a GenBank genome assembly. NCBI's taxonomy places the organism in Eukaryota, Viridiplantae, Streptophyta, Magnoliopsida, Solanales, Convolvulaceae.